Messenger RNA from Saccharomyces eubayanus, 402 nucleotides. RefSeq names its product Dad2p (gene DAD2). Gene Ontology annotation, biological process: attachment of spindle microtubules to kinetochore; mitotic cell cycle. The record is from RefSeq and is a predicted model, not a curated record. Bases 1 to 402 code for a protein of 133 amino acids. NCBI's taxonomy places the organism in Eukaryota, Fungi, Ascomycota, Saccharomycetes, Saccharomycetales, Saccharomycetaceae. The transcript has a single exon. Gene Ontology annotation, cellular component: DASH complex; mitotic spindle pole body; mitotic spindle midzone.
AUGGACUCAAUAGAUGAACAAAUAAUCACGAAGCGAAAAGAACUGCAGUCGUUGCAGAAGAUAACGAGCCUGACCGAUGGACUGAAACUUCAACUAGUCAAGCUGAAUGAGCAAGUCAAAGAAAUGGGUACAAAUGCGGAAGCAGUUGCGCAGUUGAUGAACAAUUGGGACUCUAUAAUAAACAAUAUAUCACAGGCUAGUUUGGGCUUGCUACAAUACGCGGAAGGUGAUUAUGAGAUAGGUCCAUGGGAAGAUUCUAAGAAACGUGAGUCUGAACAGCAAAGGGAGAAAGAUCUAGGAUCCCACGAGAAAAACGAGAAUGAUGACGAUAAUGACGAAGAGGAAGAUCUGGUACCCUUGCCUGAAACUAUGGUCAGGAUCAGGGUAGAUGGUAACGAAUAA